UGCCCUAACCGCCGUGCGCGCCUGCGCCGGCAGCGUGGAAAUGGCGACUGUUGCCAUGGCGGUGGCCUGCGGGAGGCUGGCGCUGAGGGGAGCCGCUGCCCGACCCAGCAGGUGUUUCUCUUUUUCGGGGUGCCGAAGUAGCAGGGAUGGAGAGACAGCGAAAUUCCAGCCGCCCCCGAAGCCCGUCAUCAUCGACAAGCAGAAGCAGAGGGAGCAGAGGAGGUACUUGAGCCCUGAAUUUAUACCUCCCAGAGGGAGAACAGAUCCUCUCAAAUUCUAUAUAGAAAGAAAGGAUAUGAUACAGAGACGAAAAGUCUUCAACAUCCCAGAGUUCUAUGUUGGCAGCAUACUCGCUGUUACUACUGCAGAUCCACAUGCCGAUGGCAAAACCAAACGGUUUGUAGGCAUCUGCAUUCAAAGAGGAGGGAAAGGGCUUGGCGCUACCUUUGUGCUUCGGAAUGUUAUAGAAGACCAAGGUGUUGAAAUAUGUUACGAACUGUACAGUCCUCGAAUCCAGGAAAUCCAAGUUCUGAAGCUAGAAAAGAGGCUGGAUGACAACCUGAUAUACCUGCGAGAUGCCCUCCCUGAAUAUAGUACCUUUGAUGUGAAUAUGAAACCUGAAUCUCGUUUAGACCAUGAAGAAAUCCCUGUAAACAAGCUGCAGGUAAGAAUGAAACCUAAACCAUGGUCAAAACGGUGGGAAAGGCCGAAAUACAAUAUAAAAGGAAUAAAGUUUGAGCUGCCUGAGAAAAAAAUGAAAGCAGCACAGAAGUGGAGCCAGCCAUGGCUGGAGUUUGAUAUGCUGCGAGAAUAUGACACUUCAAAAAUAGAAGAAAAAAUUUGGAAAGAAAUAAAUGAAGAGCUUAAAUAAUGGCUUGCAAAUCUAGGAAUUGAGACAUUUAAUACUUUGAAUUCAAUUAAUUUUUGUAUGUACAUAAGCAAAAUAUGUAAUAAAAUUAACCUUUUCAGAA
Molecule: messenger RNA, 971 nt
Organism: Cygnus atratus (black swan)
Lineage: Eukaryota; Metazoa; Chordata; Aves; Anseriformes; Anatidae
Gene: MRPL19
Product: mitochondrial ribosomal protein L19
Exons: 6
Coding region: 41-871 (276 amino acids)
Biological process (GO): translation
Cellular component (GO): mitochondrial large ribosomal subunit; ribosome
Molecular function (GO): structural constituent of ribosome
Source: RefSeq, a predicted model, not a curated record